Hypanus sabinus (Atlantic stingray) is the source of this 5872-nucleotide messenger RNA. Its product is annotated as NACHT, LRR and PYD domains-containing protein 3-like. The record is from RefSeq and is a predicted model, not a curated record. Gene Ontology annotation, molecular function: protein binding. Gene Ontology annotation, cellular component: cytoplasm. The coding region runs from base 2047 to 5652 and encodes 1201 amino acids. NCBI's taxonomy places the organism in Eukaryota, Metazoa, Chordata, Chondrichthyes, Myliobatiformes, Dasyatidae. The transcript has 22 exons.
AGGAUAGUGUUUUUCGUUCUUUGUUGAAGCGGGUCGGCCGUGGGAUUGGGAUCGGGAGGGGGUUCCCACCCUCGCCCCCUGGGGCAGGGAGCCAGGGACGGAUUAUUCUCUGCGGGGCGACGACAACAGUUUCCUUUCGGGAGGGUCAAUGAAUGUGAAAGCUGAUAUAAAGAACACUACCGAUGAUUCAGAAACCUCGCUACCAAUUACAGUUGAUGCUCUGCUUGCUGGUUGCUACAUUGACCCCACUCCCGCCUCCUCCCGCUGUCACACCCGUCCUGAGCCGGUGAGAAUUAGUGUGACCCGGACUGCGGCAGUCCCGCUCUACCCCGGCUCACCCGGCCCUGUCCAUCUGUAAUGAGUGACCACUCCCACCCCCUCCCGCUGUCAGACCCGUCCUGAGCCGGUGAGAGUUAGUGUGACCCGGACUGCGGCAGUCCCGCUCUACCCCGGCUCACCCGGCCCUGUCCAUCUGUAAUGAGUGACCACUCCCACCUCCUCCCACUGUCAGACCCGUCCUGAGCCGGUGAGAGUUAGUGUGACCCGGACUGCGGCAGUCCCGCUCUACCCCGGCUCACCCGGCCCUGUCCAUCUGUAACGAGCGGCGGACACAUCACAGCCGAGUGGCCUCGGGAGCAGCAGCUCAGACUCAACUCUCCGUACAGAGUGAGCACACCGGGGCAGGACCAUUGUCGGUCACCCGGGAAGUCAGACUGUGAUUUGCUGGGACCACGCUGAACGUCGGCCGGUUACAUCAGAGAACCUGUAACACAGCCUUACUGGGACAGGGUGGUAACAGAACCUGGAGCCGCUGUACACGGGUUGCUACAUUGACCCCACUCCCGCCUCCUCCCGCUGUCAGACCCGUCCUGAGCCGGUGAGAGUUAGUGUGACCCGGACUGCGGCAGUCCCGCUCUACCCCGGCUCACCCGGCCCUGUCCAUCUGUAAUGAGUGACCACUCCCGCCCCCUCCCUCUGUCAGACCCGUCCUGAGCCGGUGAGAGUUAGUGUGACCCGGACUGCUGCAGUCCCGCUCUACCCCGGCUCACCCGGCAUUGUCCAUCUGUAAUGAGUGACCACUCCCACCUCCUCCCGCUGUCAGACCCGUCCUGAGCCGGUGAGAGUUAGUGUGACCCGGACUGCGGCAGUCCCGCUCUACCCCGGCUCACCCGGCCCUGUCCAUCUGUAAUGAGUGACCACUCCCGCCCCCUCCCGCUGUCAGACCCGUCCUGAGCCGGUGAGAGUUAGUGUGACCCGGACUGCGGCAGUCCCGCUCUACCCCGGCUCACCCGGCCCUGUCCAUCUGUAAUGAGUGACCACUCCCACCUCCUCCCGCUGUCAGACCCGUCCUGAGCCGGUGAGAGUUAGUGUGACCCGGACUGCGGCAGUCCCGCUCUACCCUGGCUCACCCGGCCCUGUCCAUCUGUAAUGAGUGACCACUCCCACCUCCUCCCGCUGUCAGACCCGUCCUGAGCCGGUGAGAGUUAGUGUGACCCGGACUGCGGCAGUCCCGCUCUACCCCGGCUCACCCGGCAUUGUCCAUCUGUAAUGAGUGACCACUCCCGCCCCCUCCCGCUGUCAGACCCGUCCUGAGCCGGUGAGAGUUAGUGUGACCCGGACUGCGGCAGUCCCGCUCUACCCCGGCUCACCCGGCCCUGUCCAUCUGUAAUGAGUGACCACUCCCGCCCCCUCCCGCUGUCAGACCCGUCCUGAGCCGGUGAGAGUUAGUGUGACCCGGACUGCGGCAGUCCCGCUGCACCCCGGCUCACCCGGCCCUGUCCAUCUGUAAUGAGCGGCGGACACAUCACAGCCGAGUGUCCUCGGGAGCAGCAGCUCCGACUCAACUCUCCGUACAGGGUGAGCACACCGGUGCAGGAACAUUGUCGGUCACCCGAAUAGUCAGUCUGUGAUUUCCCGGGACCACACUGAACGCCGUCCGGUUACAACAUCAGAGAACCCGUAACACAGCCUCACUGGGACAGGGUGGUAACAGAACCUGAAGCCGCAGUACAAAGGCAGCAAAAACUGAAAACUCCUGUCCACAAAAUGGAUCAAGGUUCGAGCAGUGGAGGAGUUCCAGUGGCGUCAGGAUCGGGAAAGGACACGGAGCAGCAAAAACUGAAAACUCCUGUCCAUAAAAUGGGUCAAGGUUCGAGCAGUGGAGGAGCUCCAGUGACGUCAACACCAGGAAAGGACACGGGUCCGAGCUCAGUGAUCACCAAGCUCCUGGCAAGCUGUGACGAUUCCCAGCUGCUGCGGUUGACGGAUAUCUACCGGGACAGGCUGGAGCAGGCGAUGGAAGGAGGGGUGCACGGAGUGAACCUGGCGUUAAUGGCCAAGAAUCAGUUCAGUGUACAGGAACAUCGGAAAAUCUCCGAUCUCGCUGAUAAGGGAGAGCUGGCGGACAGUUCUAAACUCCUCCUGAGCCUGGUGAUGGAGAAAGGCUCCCGCGCCCGGAGGGUGAUGUGGGAAACCUUUGUGAAAAUCUGGAUUGGUGUUCCAGAGUUGGACAAAAUACUGAAGGAAAUACAGGAAUAUGGUUGUGAUUCUUCCCAUCAACCAAUUUCCGCUCAACUUUUACUAAAGGUUCUCAGCGAGCUGAAAGGUCCGGGCUCAGUGAUCACCAAGCUCCUGGCAAUCUGUGACGAUUCCCAGCUGCUGCAGUUGACGGAUAUCUACCGGGACAGGCUGGAGCAGGCGAUGGAAGGAGGGGUGCACGGAGUGAGCCUGGCGUUAACGGCCGAGAAUCAGUUCAGUGUACAGGAACAUCGGAAAAUCGCUGAUAAGGGAGAGCGGGCGGACAGUUCUAAACUCCUCCUGAGCCUGGUGAUGGAGAAAGGCUCCCGCGCCCGGAGGGUGAUGUGGGAAACCUUUGUGAAAAUGAGGAUUGGUGUUCCAGAGUUGGACAAAAUACUGAAGGAAAUACAGGAAUAUGGUUGUGAUCCUUCCCAUCGACCAAUUCCUGCUCAACAUUUACUAAAGAUUCUCAGUGAGCUGAAAGUGAUCACCAAGCUCCUGGCAAGCUGGGACGAUUCCCAGCUGCUGCAGCUGACGGAUAUCUACCGGGACAGGCUGGAGCAGGCGAUGGAAGGAGGGGUGCACGGAGUGAGCCUGGCGUUAACGGCCGAGAAUCAGUUCAGUGGAGAGGAACAUCGGAAAAUCUCUGAUCUCGCUGAUAAGGGAGAGCGGGCGGACAGUUCUAAACUCCUCCUGAGCCUGGUGAUGGAGAAAGGCUCCCGCGCCCGGAGGGUGAUGUGGGAAACCUUUGUGAAAAUGCGGAUUGGUGUCCCAAAGUUGAACAAAAUACUGAAGGAAUUACAGAUAUAUGGUUGUGAUCCUUCCCAUCGACCAAUUUCCGCUCAACUUUUACUAAAGGUUCUCAGUGAGCUGAAAGAUGUUCAACAGAAACACAAGGAGACUCUGCGGGCACAAACUGAAACACUGAGAGUGAACACGAUCCUGAUGAGGGAGAAGGUGAAGGUUUUCCAGCUGGUUGAUCGAUACGCUGAGCUCACGGUCAUUUCUACUGUUCGAGAUCGGACACUGGUGGAACAUGAGCUACUGGCAAGAGGCAGAGACCACGAGGAGUGGAGAGAAAAACAUCUCUGCGGAGAGCUGGAGCAACUCCAGAUGGAUCAGUUGUUCCAGAGCAGCUUUUCCCAAACUAACUCCAAAUCUGGGAGUUCAGCAGCAGUGGCCGGAGUCCCAGGGAUUGGGAAAACAACAAUGGUACAAAAGAUUGUUUACGACUGGACCACGGGGAAAAUAUACCAACAGUUCCAGUUUGUCUUCAGUUUCAAAUUCCGCGAUUUAAACACCAUUAACUGUAGAAUAAACCUGAAGGAACUGAUUCUGGAUCAGUAUCCUUACUUUGGGAAUAUCCUGAGAGAGGUCUGGAAGAACCCAGAGGGAUCGCUGUUUAUAUUCGAUGGUUUGGAUGAAUUCAAUGACCAAAUUAAUUUUUCUGACAGUCGGAGAGACACGGAAACUCGGUACACAUGCACAGAUCCUGAAUUCAAGUGCAAGGUGUCUGACAUUGUGUACAGUUUAAUCCAGCACAAGCUGCUCCCAGGGUGUUCAGUGCUGGUGACCACCCGUCCCACUGCGUUACAUUUAUUGGAAAAGGCUGAGAUCGGUACCGAAGCUGAAAUCCUGGGAUUUUCAGGUGAGGAACGGAAGGAAUAUUUCAUCAGACAUUUUGAAGAUCAGACGGUGGCGGCAGCUGUUUUCAAACACGUGAAGGAGAAUGAGAUCCUGUACACCAUGAGCUACAACCCCUCCUACUGCUGGAUCCUCGCUCUGACACUGGGCCCCUUCUUCACACAAAGAGUCAGGGACCCGCAGAGAGUUCCCAAGACCAUCACCCAACUGUACUCCUACUAUAUUUACAACAUCCUGAAAAACCACGGCCGUGAGAUUGAGAACCCCCGUGAUGUGUUACUCAGGGUUGGUCAGUUGGCCUUCAGAGGAGUGUCCGAGAAGAAGAUUGUGUUUACAGAUGGAGAUUUGAUCAACUAUAACCUGCAGCCUUCCCAGUUCCUGUCCGGGUUCCUGAUGGAGCUUUUGGAGAGAGAGGAUUCUGCCCGGAGCGUGGUGUACACAUUCCCACACCUCACCAUCCAAGAGUUUGUAGCUGCAGUCGCACAAUUCCUGAUCCCAGAUGGCAGAGAUAUCAUGAAACUCCUCACUGAAGCCCACUGUGGGAAGGAUGGGCGAUUUGAGGUAUUUCUCCGUUUUGUUGCUGGUCUCUCCAACUCAAUGACAGCUCGGGGCCUGGAGGAAUUUCUGGGUCCAUUUCCUCAUCAAACAACCUGCCGGGUGAUUGACUGGGUGAAGGAGGAAGUUAAACGCCAGAGUGGAAACGCAUGGAGUGAAGCUGGUAAAAGGAGCCUCCUGAACACAUUGCACUACCUGUUUGAGUCUCAGAAUCGUGGACUGGCUCAGGCCGCACUGCGAUCUGUGGAAACACUUUCAUUCUGUGGAAUGACACUGACCCCGAUUGACUGCGCGGUCCUGUCUCAUGUCAUCGGACUCUGUGAUACAAUAAAACACCUCGACCUGGAGUACUGCCUCAUUCAAAGUGAAGGAAGCCAGCUACUGGGACCCGGGCUGCACAAGUGCCAGGAUUUGAGACUUGCGGGGAAUGAACUGGGAGAUUCAGGAGUGAAACUGGUUUCUGCGGCUUUGAGGAACCCGGAGUGUAAAAUACGGAAACUGGGGUUGGACAAUAUCGAUCUCACAGUUUCUGGUGCCGAGAAUCUUGCCUCUGCUCUCAAAACAAACCGAUCACUGAUGGAUCUGCACAUGGGUCGUAAUAAACUGGGAGAUUCAGGAGUAAAACAGGUGUUUGUGGCUCUGAGGAACCCGGAGUGUAAAAUACAGAAACGGUCUGUACAAUGUCGGUCUCAGGGAUUCUGGCGCCGAAGAUCUCGCCUUCGCUCUCAUUACAAACUCAUCACUGACGGUGCUGGACCUGGGAUUAAACUCUCUCACAGACAGAUCUGUCCCGGCUCUCCGCCGCGUCAUACUGACCCUCCCGAGUCUGGGGCGGAUCGGGCUGCACUGGAAUCGGUUCAGUCCAACAGGAGAGAGGGAACUGAGAUCCCUGCAGGAACCCAGACCAGGACUGAGAGUGGAGUUGUGAAGAUCUGAAUGUGUGAACAUCCCUGCUCGCUGGAUGAGGACAUGUUGGCCGAUUUCCUGCAAAACACGUUUAAUUUCUAACUGUUCUAACAGAUCCUGGCUUCAGCCGAGCUCUCUGUGAUCUCAGAGGCAGUGCCGCAGUGACAUGAUUCCGUGUCCUAUCUAGUUCAAACAUUCCUUAAUUUACAUUUGUCAUGAUGAAAUCAAUAAACUGCUGUAACUUCCUGCA